Molecule: messenger RNA, 1642 nt
Organism: Rosa rugosa (rugosa rose)
Lineage: Eukaryota; Viridiplantae; Streptophyta; Magnoliopsida; Rosales; Rosaceae
Product: G-type lectin S-receptor-like serine/threonine-protein kinase LECRK2
Exons: 3
Coding region: 1-1110 (369 amino acids)
Biological process (GO): protein phosphorylation
Molecular function (GO): ATP binding; protein kinase activity; oxidoreductase activity
Source: RefSeq, a predicted model, not a curated record
AUGAGCAACGGCACACUAGCAAGCUUCCUCUUUGGGGAGUCAAAGCUAAACUGGCACUGCAGAAAGCAAAUUGCCUUGGGAAUUGCAAGAGGGCUCUUGUAUUUGCACGAAGACUGCAGCAGCCAGAUUAUACAUUGUGACAUCAAGCCUGAGAACGUUCUUCUAGAUGACACGUUCACAGCAAGAAUUGCGGAGUUUGGAUUAGCCAAGCUUUUGAGGACGGAUCAAACUCGAACCAUCACUGCAAUCAGGGGAACAAGAGGUUAUGUGGCCCCUGAAUGGUUCAAAGCCUUGCCUAUCACUGUUAAGGUGGAUGUUUACAGCUAUGGAAUUUUGUUGUUGGAGAUUAUCUGCUGUAGGAAGAAUUUUGAAGCGGAGGCAACCAAUGAAAAUGAGAUGAUAUUAGCUGAUUGGGCAUAUGAUUGCUAUAACCAAAGAAAGCUCCAUUUGCUACUGGACAGUGAUGAAGAAGCAAUGGAUGACAUGAGGAAGAUGGAGAAGUGUGUGAUGACUGCAUUAUGGUGCAUUCAACAGGAUCCAUCGCUUAUGAUGUUUGGUUCAAAAGUUAGAGACCUGAAUAAGUUUCUAGAGCAAACAUACGAAAGUGCAGAGAAAUGUCUGAAAACGAACUACUAUGGAAUCAAGCAAAUGAGCAAAGCACUUAUUCGACUUCUGCAAAAGUCUGAUUCACCGAAAAUGGUCAAUGUCUCUUCCAACAUAGGACGGUUAAAGCUUCUUACGCAUCAGAAAGCAAGGGAUGAGCUAGGAGAUGUCGAAGGCCUCACCGAAGAGAAAGUGGACAAGGUUGUCGAGGAAUUUCUGACGGAUGCGAAAGAGAAUUUGGUCGAAACUAAUGGCUGGCCUAUAAACUUCUCUGCUUACAAUGUGUCCAAGGCAGCCUUGAAUGCUUACACCAGAGUUCUGGCAAAGAAUCACCCCAAUAUUGCAAUCAAUGCAGUUGGUCCCGGCUACACUAGCACUGACUUGAACUUCAAUCUUGGUGGCCACUCUGUUGAAGAAGGUGCAAAGGGUCCUGUUAAGCUGGCCUUGAGCCCUGAAGGUGGACCUUCUGGCCUCUAUUUUGACCAGCUUGAAGUCUCAUCCUUCUGAAUGAAAACGUAUAUCCAAGUAUCUAUAUGUUAUAUAUAAUAAAGAUUAAAGAAGACACAGAUAGUCUCUUUAAAAUUGGGAAAUUAUAUUGUUCUAAAUACCAACAUAUGUCACUAGAAUUAUGCAUUACUUCAUAUGCAGGAGUUUCUGGAGCACAGUCACUGCAGAAUAAAUCCAUAGAACUUGCACUAUGAUUUACAUUCCUCAAGUUUUAGUGAUAUAAAACUGGAGCACUCAAAGACUAAUGGAAGUGCAGAGAAUUGUCUGAAAACGAACAGUAUUGUGGAAUGAAGCAAGUGUGGAAAGCACUUCUGCACCGAUCUGAUUCAAUCUUCAAGAAGAGAGACUCUUCGAGAAACUAGACUUCUACAUGAAUCGCAUUUGUUAUCAAAUUAUUGGCGUCGAUUCUAUCUUUUACCGGUCUAAAGUUUCUGGUCUUUGGUGCUGUAUGUGUUCGAGCUACGUACUUUGAAAUCAUAAAGCAAAAGGAGAUGGGAGCUAGGAUAUCGAUCACCUUUUGGCUUCUGAGGAA